CUUGGGUCACCUGCAUUGCAGGCAGAUUCUUUACCAUCUAAACUACCAGGGAAGCCUCCAAGUUGGAGACUCUGGGUUCAAAUCCUGGCUCUGAGUGAUCUUGGGCAAUUCACUUAAAUCCCUCUGAGCCUCAUUUCCCACCUGUAAAGCGGACAUAAGAGGACCAACUCCCUGGCCUUGGGUUGGAUGGAGAGAAUGUACAGAAGCACUGAUGCAAAGCCGGGCUCAUCAGGGGCCUCGGAAACCCGGGUCAUUGUCACCAGAGCUUGCAAGGGUUUCCUGAUUGUAACUUACAUCCUACUCAUUCCGCAGUCCCCUCCGUUCUGUGCCCAGGCUUCUGACAGCUCUCCCUUGGGGAGGAAACGGCACUGGUGCCCUUUUGCCCAUCAGGCUGGCAUUCACUUUGGGUGCAGUUUAGUCCACCAUGGAGAAGGGAAUGGCUACCCACUCCAGUAUUCUUGCCUGGAGAAUCGCAUGGACAGAGGAGCCUGGCGGGCUACAGUCCAUGGGGUCACAGGAGCACACGACUGAGCACACACACUCUACUACAGCAGCUCUUUGUGCUCUGAGAUGCUCCUGGCAAAUCACACACACACAUACUGUCAAGGUGCAUUUAGGAAGAGGUUCCGGGUUCAGUGACCGCUUGGUCGAGGCGGAAAGAUCUCCUUAGGCUUGGCUGCUGAGGAACCACUGGGGCUUCCAGACCAGGCCUCCUGUUGGCAUGGAGGGAAAAUUAAACACCCAGCCCAAACAGGCAUCCCGGGAGCUGGCUGCCUGAUAGCUGUCCUGACAGGUCAGGAUUCUAAAGCCGAGUCACCCGUUAGAGGACCAGGCAGAAGCCUGAUCGCCCCUGCAGGCUGCUGGGAGCACCAUCUGCCCAUCCUGUGUUCCCCCUUCCCGCUCCCAGGACUACUCACUGAAGCCCCACCUACUAGGGGCAGCCUCCCCGUGCCUGAUGCUGAGUUAGCCGAAAGGCAGAUUUCCUGACAGUCAAACUAGGGCAGGAGGGAUGUCAGCGCCCCUUUGCCUUCUCUGGGCGAAAAGCAAGUGAGAGCGGUCACCCCUCCCCCACCUGAAGGUGGGAGUCGGCCUUAGCCCAAUCGCAGUGUGGAGGUGGGGUGGGGGGAGGCUACCCCCUGCUUAGUCCCGUUGCUUUUGGUAAACCGGCGCGUUCUAAUGAGACCCUCUCUCUGCGAACGCUCCUUUUCCACGCCCCUGAAUAUGACAGCCUCAACUCCUGGGCACUCCCUUCACCGCGCGGCCUGCCAGAUGCUCCGCAGGUUGGGGUGGUCUCCAGGCAAGUCUGGAGGCCGCCCAAAUCUGUCGCACCUCCUCCGUUUGGGCCCAGCCCAAGGGAGGGAAAGGGGCGUGUGUUCCUUUAAGGGGCUGGCCCGGCGGGAGCGCGGGGGUUCGUCCGCAGCCGCUUCCCUUCUGGCCAUUCAAGAUCCCUGAGUCCGUCUGCUUCCUCCGACCGGAUCAGCCCCGCAGCCCGGAGCGUUCGAGCCGUCGAGGAGCCGCCUGGGGACGUUUGCCCCAGGCCCCAGCCUUGUCUGGACACCCUGGCGCUGCCCGGUGUGUGACGCCAUGGGCCUGCAGCUCCCGAUCCUGCUGCUCCUGCUGUGCUGUGUCUCCGGCCUGCCUUUCUACAACGGCUUCUACUACUCCAACCGUCCCAACGGCCGGAACCUGGACAACGGCUACAGCGAAGGCAUCUUCAAUGGAGUGAAGCUGGUGGUAGAGACGCCCGAGGAGACCCUGUUCUCCCACCGAGGGGCCAACGUGACCCUGCCCUGCCGCUACCACUACGAGCCGGCCCCGGCCUCUCCGCGGCCUGUGCGCAUCAAAUGGUGGAAGCUGUCGGAGAACGGGGUCCCGGAGCAGGACGUGCUGGUGGCCAUUGGGCUGAGGCAGCGCACCUUUGGGGAUUACCGAGGUCGGGUGCGCCUGCGGCAGGACAGAGCGCGGGAAGUGUCGCUGGAGAUCUGGGACCUGCGGCUGGAGGACUACGGGCGCUACCGCUGCGAGGUCAUUGAUGGGCUGGAGGAUGAGAGUGGUCUCGUGGAGCUGGAGCUUCGGGGUGUGGUCUUUCCUUACCAGCACCCCCAAGGGCGCUACAAGUUCAACUUCCACGAAGCCCAGCAGGCCUGCGAGGAGCAGGACGCGGUGGUGGCCUCCUUCGAGCAGCUGUUCCGGGCCUGGGAGGAGGGCCUGGACUGGUGCAACGCGGGCUGGCUGCAGGACGCCUCGGUGCAGUACCCCGUCACGCAGGCCCGGCGCCCCUGCGGAGGCCUGGGCCUGGCGCCCGGCGUGCGCAGCUACGGCCCGCGCCACCGCCGCCUGCACCGCUAUGACGUGUUCUGCUUCGCGGUUGCCCUCAGGGGGCAGGUGUACUACCUGGAGCACCCUGAGAAGCUGACGCUGGCAGAGGCAAGGGAGGCCUGCUGGGAAGAUGGAGCCCAGAUCGCGAAGGUGGGCCAGCUGUUUGCCGCCUGGAAGUUCCAUGGCUUGGACCGCUGCGAUGCUGGCUGGCUGGCAGACGGCAGUGCCCGCUACCCUGUGGCUCACCCACGUUCCAACUGUGGGGCCCUGGAGCCUGGGGUCCGAAGCUUUGGCUUCCCAGACCCACACAGCCGCAAGUACGGCGUCUACUGCUACCGGCCACGCUAGCGCCAGGUCGCCCCCUCCCCUCACGAGCUGUAUUUAUUGAGUAGUUCGUUUUCCCUUGCAGGUUGGGGCAAUUUUCAUCUUGUUUUUAUACUUUCCAGCUUAAAAUUAUUUUUAGAUAUUAUUUUUUUGGUAAACCCCACAGAUCCCAAAUUGUCCCUUUACUCGGGUCCCUUUACCAAGGCUCUCACCCUCCUCGAAUCCUCCUGCCUCUCUCCUCUGGGACGUUUGAGGUCCUUGGGUUCAUGAGUGCUCUCUGCCAUCACUGAAUCCAUCCCCUUUCCCAGCCCCGGGAGGCUGUUUCCAGAGCCAGCAGUGGCAGGAGGAGCCAGGGCUGCGACUCGUCCUCCGCCUCCGCCUGGGGACGAGAGGGCAGCCAGGUGGCUCGAGCUGGGGUUCAGGCCUGGUGUUCUCCUGACCCUCGUACUUCUUUGGGGAGCAGCUGGCCCGUGUCAGCACGGUGGAGGAGCCUGGGCGGGAGGUGGCUCCCUGGGCUUCCACGUGACAUCCCGGGGAAGGGAGAGAGAUCCCGCCCCAUGUUUUCCUUCUCUCUUGGCUCCAAGGAGUCCUUGUUUUGUUCUCAUUUUUCCCUGUUUGGUGAGUGGCCCUCAGGUCUGGGUACUAUUUUGAACAAUAAAUGGUGCUGUGACCCCUCCCUCCAUCUUGAGCCCUCCUCUGUGUUGUGCUCUUUUUUUAAAAAAAAAAAAAAUUUGCUUCUUUACUUAUUUGGUUGCACCAGGUCUUAGUUGUGACAUGCGGGAUUUUCAAUCUGCAUUGCAACAGGCAAACCUUUAGUUGUGGCAUGUGGAAUCUAGUUCCCUGACCAGGGAUCGAACCCAGGCUCCCUGCAAUGGGAGUGUGGAGUCUUAGCCACUUAACCACCAGAGAAGUCCCUGUGUCUCAGUCUUUAUCUCAUUCAGUCUUAGGGUCCAGCUCCCUGCAGGUCCAGCUCCCUGCAUGGGGGAUGGUUCUGUCCUAGACUGAAGAGGUCGCCUGGGUCUGUCCACUGGGGUGGGCAGGGAACGCCAUGGGCUGCACCUUCAGGCUGCCUUGGUCUGGCCUGGCCUGCCUGUGUGUAUCCUGCCUCAGGGACUGACCUAGCGGCUGGAGGCCCUCCUGGCGUGUUCUCCCACCAUCCCACUCCAGGCUGUGUGUCUGCGUGGACCCAGCAUAAGAGUGGGGGGCCGGAGGAGGCUAUUCCUCACCCUGGUCCCCACCCCCACGUCAGCCUCAAGAAACCAGGUCUCCUGCUUCUGCACAGGCACACCGCUGCCAGCCACAGUCGGUCCUUCAUUUAGCCAGGCGCUUCUCCAAGUGUGGCCCGGUGCCACCAGCGUCACCUGGGAAUGUGUUUGAGAUGCAACUUUCUGCACCUGACCUCAGACCCGCUGAGUCGAAAACCCUGGAGUGGGAUCUCUCACAAGCCCUUUUAAUGCAGACUCAAGGUUGAAAACCAAUGACAUAGCUGUGUUCCCAAUGAAUCAGUUACUUAAUAAAAAGGCACAAUUUUUGAGUUCCUA
Capra hircus (goat) is the source of this 4184-nucleotide messenger RNA. It is a transcript of the gene HAPLN3, whose product is annotated as hyaluronan and proteoglycan link protein 3. The record is from RefSeq and is a predicted model, not a curated record. Gene Ontology annotation, biological process: cell adhesion. The transcript has 5 exons. Gene Ontology annotation, molecular function: hyaluronic acid binding. NCBI's taxonomy places the organism in Eukaryota, Metazoa, Chordata, Mammalia, Artiodactyla, Bovidae. The coding region runs from base 1585 to 2667 and encodes 360 amino acids.